Naegleria gruberi is the source of this 2154-nucleotide messenger RNA. RefSeq lists its product as uncharacterized. The transcript is spliced from 3 exons. Lineage: Eukaryota; Heterolobosea; Eutetramitea; Acrasida; Naegleriidae. The coding region runs from base 430 to 2154 and encodes 574 amino acids. Gene Ontology annotation, cellular component: membrane. The record is from RefSeq and is a predicted model, not a curated record.
AAAAAAGCUAACAACAACGUGCUACCACUGUGUUUGUUACAAGCAUCAGCAGUAACAGCACAAUUUCCAAAUCAUCCUCAAUAAUAUUACCCUCCUCCUCCUCCUCUUUAAAGUUAAAUGUUGCUUCACCAUUCAAAUCGACAAGAAGUAUUAGAAGGUAAACAACAACAACAACAACAGAGAAACCAUUAAAACAUUCCUCAUUCAAAUCUAUUCAAAUCAGCAUUAUCAAUUAUUAUUUGUAAAUAUCUAUAGAUAACAGAGAAUCAAAUUUUACUUCCGAAGAGUUUCAACUUUUUUCAUCAUCAUCAAUACAAUAACACAGAAGAAUAACAAGUCAACUCUUUUAUAGCCAACAACCUUCUUCGAGUCUUCCCACUACAACAACUUAAAUUAUACACAAACUAUCAACAAUAAUAAUAUAACAUCAUGCCUGUUGUACCAUUCCUUCGGGAUGAUCGACCAUACUUUAAUUUGGUUCCAUCCCUGAUCAUUUCGACCAACGUAACGACUUUCUUCUUUAUCAUAUUUGGAGCAGUUACUGUUCUGAUAACGAAAGGCUUUCGAUUUCAACAGAAAAAGACACGAACUGAUGAAUACAUUAAACAGAGGCAAAUGACAUUUAGACUGGGAAAGGAUCCUAAUUCUGUGCCAAAACCCAAUUUUUCAGAUCAGAAAGAAUUGGAAAAGGAAGACAAGAAAAUCAUUUAUAAUAGAUUGCGUGAUCCUUCACAGUUUGUCUUUGAAGGAUUUGGCUUUAAAAGACCAUUAACCAUAUUACUGUACAUUUUCCGAGUGAUUGUUGCAUUGUGGAUAACAGUGCAAAUGUCUAUUGAUCCAACCUUUUUCAGACCAAAGGAUUUCAUGACAUACUUUUCGUUUUUUACAAAUACUUCAGCUCUAGUGCUGGCAAUUUACUAUGUUUUGCAAUCAGUAUUUGGAUUGUUUUACAUUACAUCAUGCUACAAGUACUUUAAUGAAUCUGAAACUGAAGGACCUACUAAAAGUUUAGAUGAAUUGCAUCCUUUGGUCCGAAAAUUAUUUAGUUUCGUUUCUACGGUACUGUGGUUACUUGCUGAGUGGAAUCAUGUAUCGGCAGUCGUGGUUGUGAUUGGAUAUUGGGUCAUGGUUAUACCCGACCUUGCAAAUGGAAAUCCAACUAAUAACGACCCCGACCCAAUGUCCUACUUUACAUUCGGGUAUCAUGGCAUGAAUCUACUAUUUAACAUUAUUGAGUUUUUCCUGUCUAAUUUGGUUUUCAGAAUUUGGCACAUUUUCCUGGUGCUUCUCUAUCCAUCAAUUUAUUGCAUUUGGGUUCAAGUUAUUUUGGAAACUGGAGCUGCAACUAAGUGGCCAUAUGGUAUAAUUGACUAUUACAGAUUUCCUUGGUAUUCAGUCAUUUUCUUUGUUUUUGGAAUUUUCCUAGUAUUUGUAAUUGUAUUUAUUAUUUAUUGGGUUAUUACAACCAUCAGAUUGAUGAUUCUCACAAAGAAAUUGAAGAAUAUCAGAGUAUUCUUGAGAAGGAGAGACACUGAGAAAGUUAGUGGCUUGGUUGCUGACUCUGUUCAUACCUUUGUCAAUACAGUAAUUGAAAUGGAUCAAAUUAUGGAAGAGAGUCAUCCUUCUCAACCUUCAGUUCAUUACAGGGCAAACUCUACCAUUUCAACUGCUGUGAGUUCAACCCCUCCAAUAUCGCCCAUGUCAAAUUGGCCAGCCACUGAUGAACAUGCAGUUUCUCCUCCAAGUUUCCUUAACACUCCAGAUACUGUUCAGCCAGGAAUAAUUUCAAAUGAUGGAACGUAUGAGGAACCUCUGGCACCAAGAGGAAUCAAGAAAACUCAAGAGGUUGUCAUUGCUGCUUGCACAGUGCAUUGUUCAACUGAUUCUUAUAUUGCUUCAUCUUAUGCAUAUCCAUACGCUUAUCCAUAUUCAUAUGGAGGAUAUGGAGCAUACGGAGGAUAUGGAGCAUAUGGAGGUGUCAAUUGCUAUCCACCUGUUGCUUCAACUUAUGCCUAUGCAGUUGCUCCAGUUACCUAUGCUGCUCCUGUGGCUGCAACCUAUGCAGUUGCUGCACCAGUUGCCACUUAUGCAGUUGCUCCAGUUUCAUAUGCUGCUCCUUAUGCUUACCCAUACGCCUAUGCAAGACCUUGCUAA